Molecule: messenger RNA, 1345 nt
Organism: Contarinia nasturtii (swede midge)
Lineage: Eukaryota; Metazoa; Arthropoda; Insecta; Diptera; Cecidomyiidae
Product: heterogeneous nuclear ribonucleoprotein R-like
Exons: 3
Coding region: 123-1241 (372 amino acids)
Cellular component (GO): nucleus; ribonucleoprotein complex
Molecular function (GO): mRNA binding
Source: RefSeq, a predicted model, not a curated record
CCUUCUAUGCGGAAACCAGCCAGAGUGGAAAACGGCAAUUAAUUGAAUCGUUUUAAAGAAAUCAUCACACCAUUUGAACGAACUACAACACUUUUCAAAUUCGGUAGUUUACGCUGAUCAAGAUGAGUUAUCGAUUUUUUAGACCUGAAUUGCAUUCAAAAUCUUUUGAUCUUUUUCGUCAACCAUGCAAAAAGUACUCACGCAUUUUACCAAAUGCAUCGUGGGCUACAGUACCGAUGCCGAUUCGUACACCACCCAAUGAAGAUGAAUUGAAAGCACAUUUCGUAAGUUUCGGCUAUUCGGUUGACAUUACAACGAAAUAUCGUCGUAUUUUCACGGAUGAAGAGCAACCGUCGUCGGGCGAAGGUGUUAAGAGCGAUUCAUCGAGCGAAUCAAAUGCCCCACUUCAAUUAUACUGCGGUCAUAUACCAAGUGAUGUAACCGAACGUGAGCUCUUUGAUGUAAUCAAUGGUCACGCAAAACCCAUUGAAAUUUGCCUAAUGAUGGACGCCGUUACUCAAAAACAUCGUGGUUUUGCAUUCAUCAAACUGGCCAAUGAACAAGAUCAACAGCUCAUUUUAAGCAAAAUCAAUGGUUUCGAAAUACGACCAAGUCGAUAUUUAAAAUUAAAUAUUUACAAACCAAAUCGGUCCUUGUAUGUGGCAAACAUUCCGAAAUCGAUCAGCGCCGACCAGUUGCGCGAAGAAUUUGAUAAAAUAUUGCAAGGUAUUGCAAAUGUUGUGGUCUAUCGACCGUUUAGCAAUUGUCGCAUUGGCGAUCAAAAUCGUGGUUUUUGCUUUUUGGAAUUUGAAUCACAUGAAAUGGCUCGCGUUGCCAAACGAAAGCUGGAACAAGAUCCAAAGCGUAUUUUUACGAAUGCCGUUUUUGUCGAUUGGGCCGAUUCAUUGGAUCCACCAUCCGAUGAGGUGAUGCAAAAUGUGCGCGUACUUUAUGUACGAAACAUACACGAAACGGUUACCGAAUCACAAUUGGAACAAGUCUUCAGUCCGUUUGGUGAAAUUCAACGCGUGAAGCGAAUCAAGAACUUUGCAUUCAUUCAUUUUCUCAAUCGAUGCGACGCUUUAAACGCAAUGAAAUCAUUGCAAAAUUUACAAUUGUGCGGCGAAAAUAUCUCGAUAUCGCUAUCAUAUCCACCGCUUGACAAGAAGAAAAAAGAAGAAGUACUCAGAUUAAGACAAGAAAGAAUCAUGAGAGAAACUCCCAUUCGCAUUCGAUAUUAAGCGAUUAAUUAACCAUUAUCUUCAUGUUUUUCCCAAUGUAUUCACAAUAAAAAAAAAAUAAUUAAAUAAAUAAAUAAGCGACAUUACGAAGAAAAAUGAAAUAC